AUGGCGCGCCCUCAGCUGCCCAUCUCCUGGACCCCUGGCGCCAGAACGCCUGUUCUGGACUAUUCCAGCGUGGAUAUUACGAGUGACGGUGAAAUCAUAGUGGAGACAAAUCGCGGUUUGGCCUCCCCCUGCCUGCCUUUUCAACGCCAUAAGAUGGUCUUGCUCCUGUUGUAUCGCUGGCUGCGCCUCGCCAAAGCGGCUUCGUUGGACCAGACCUUCCUGACUGCUCCUAUUCGUUGCUUCUCCUUCUCAUUUCCCUUCGUCUCACAGAGUAUGACCUUCGACUCCCCCGAUGCAGAGGACACCUGCUUAAAAAACCACCCUUAUAGACACACCUUCUCGUCGGCCACCACCGAUGAGUGCACACCGACCGCUUCUGGUGACUUGGAGAAGCUCGACUCCCGUCACGAUGGGGAUGACGACCACAUCGACGUCAACAAGGAGCAACGUCGCGGCGGUGACUCAGUUGGGCACAGCGAUGGCGCACACGAACAUGAUCUGAGCUCGCAGUCCACGUCAACGACGACUGUGCACGCAGGUCGGGCUCCCUCGACGCUGCCCGAGCGCGUCGCAUCGCGGAUGUCAAACUCGUCGGCGUUGACGUUCCCGGAGGGAGGUCUCCAUGGAUGGCUGGCUGUCACGGGCUCGUUCUGCGCCAUGCUAUCGGUCUUUGGUCUCAUCAACUCGUCGGCCGUUUUUGAGUCCUACUUCUCAACGCAUCAGCUCAGGCAAUAUAGCGCGUCUCAGAUCGGCUGGAUCUUUAGCAUCUAUCUGUUUUGCGUCUUCUUCGUCGGCAUACAAGUUGGGCCCAUUUUCGAUCGCUAUGGGGCUAGAUGGCUGGUAGCUUUUGGGAGUCUACUUAUAGUGUUGAGCCUCAUGCUGCUUGGGCUGUGUACAGAAUACUAUCAAAUCCUACUCACAUACUCCGUCAUGGGUGGUCUCGGUGGUGCGCUGCUCAACUCGCCAGCAUACGGCACCAUAGCUCACUUCUUCAACGAACGACGUGGCUUCGCAACGGGAAUCGCCACCACAGCUGGAGGCAUUGGCGGUAUCGUCUUCCCCAUAAUGCUGCAGAAAUUACUUCCGCGACUCGGGUUCGCCUGGAGCACCCGAAUCCUUGGAUUCAUCCUCUUGGGGUGUGCAGUACCUUCGAAUCUCUGGAUCAGGACCCGGCUCCCUCCACGGAAACACAGCAACGCCUCACUUGAGCACCACGGUUGGCGGCACAAGAUUGCGAGCGUCCUGCCUGAUUUCCGAGUCUUCCGCGACAAGAGAUUCGCACUCGCCGCCACGGGCAUCUUUUUCAUGGAAUGGGGCCUGUUCAUUCCCAUUACGUUCAUAGUGUCUUAUGCCGCGGCCCACGGGAAGAACGCAACAGCCUCAUACACCCUGCUGUCCCUCCUCAACGCAGGAUCAGUUGCUGGUCGAUUCCUCCCAGGGCUAAUGGCAGACCGGUUCGGCCGGUUCAACGUCAUCAUCGUAACUAUAUCCCUAUGUUGUGUUAGUGUGUUGGGGCUCUGGCUGCCCGCGGGCGACUCGCAAGCCAUCAUCAUUGCCUUUGCCGUCAUCUUUGGCUUUGCGAGCGGGAGCAAUUUGGGGCUUGUGCCUGUGUGCCUGGGCCAGCUGUGUGACUCGAGGGACUAUGCGCGGUACAUAUCUACAGCGAACUUCCUGGCGAGUUUCGGUACAUUGAGCAGUGUUCCCGUCGGUGGCGCAUUGCUUGGAGACGGUGGAAAGGACGGCUGGCAGGCUCUCAUCCUCUUCUCGGGCCUUUCUUACUCAGUAGCACUUGUGUGCUAUGGUUCGGCCCGAGUUCUGGCCGUCGGAUGGAACAUCAAGACUGUCUUCUGA
Diaporthe amygdali is the source of this 1851-nucleotide messenger RNA. RefSeq names its product riboflavin transporter MCH5. The transcript is spliced from 3 exons. Bases 1 to 1851 code for a protein of 616 amino acids. Gene Ontology annotation, molecular function: transmembrane transporter activity; 2-(3-amino-3-carboxypropyl)histidine synthase activity. Lineage: Eukaryota; Fungi; Ascomycota; Sordariomycetes; Diaporthales; Diaporthaceae. The record is from RefSeq and is a predicted model, not a curated record. Gene Ontology annotation, cellular component: fungal-type vacuole membrane. Gene Ontology annotation, biological process: transmembrane transport; protein histidyl modification to diphthamide.